This is a messenger RNA of Protopolystoma xenopodis, 672 nucleotides long. The record is from the annotation of a GenBank genome assembly. NCBI's taxonomy places the organism in Eukaryota, Metazoa, Platyhelminthes, Monogenea, Polystomatidea, Polystomatidae.
AUGCAGCAUUUGCAAUCAAAUACACAACCUGUAACUGCUGGCAACCAUAUUGCGUCGAUCACCACAGCCCAAACCCAACAACCGAUUCCCUCUCAUCCCCACUCUCAUCAACAGCAACAACAGCAAAAUCAAUUACUCAAUGCAGCCGCAGCUGCUGCCGCGGCUGCUGGUGUCGGUGUCAGUGUUCUGCCAACCUCAAAUACCCCUUCUGGCUGUGAGUUAGUCAACUAUCACCAGCUUGCUGCCUUCACGAAUGCACUCUAUGUGCAGCAGCAACAGCAACAACAGCAGCAGCAGCAACAGCAGCAGCAACAACAGCAGCAGCAACCGCAUCCCGCACAUUUGCUCCAGUCGGGCCAAGUACAGACUCUGCCCAGUCAGCCCUCACAAGCGCAGCCCCAUUCACACCUUAUGCUUGCCGCCGCUGCAGCCGCUGCCACAAACCAUCAACUCAAUCCAGUAACCCAGCAGCUACCGGGACCACUGGCCUACCAGCCAGUUGCACAUGCUCAUCACACAGGACAAUCUGCCUUACAGCAACCGCAGCAUCAACUGCAAUUUCAGCAUCAACAACAACAGAGGCAGCAACACCAACAACAACAGCAGCAAUUGCUCCAGAGCCAACAGCAAUUGCACCAGCAACACUACAUACAACAGACUUGCCUGACCUGA